Molecule: messenger RNA, 255 nt
Organism: Penicillium hordei
Lineage: Eukaryota; Fungi; Ascomycota; Eurotiomycetes; Eurotiales; Aspergillaceae
Exons: 2
Coding region: 1-255 (84 amino acids)
Source: RefSeq, a predicted model, not a curated record
AUGUAUGCAUUCUUAGUGGAAUUGAAACCUUUUCACUUCACCUUGAUUAAGAUAAGAUUAACUGCACGGUUCACCUGCCCUAUGCAGAAUGACGUCUGUGCCGUUGCGCCACGCUUGCCCCUCUGCCCCUCUGCCCCUCGGAUUUGGUAUGAGGGGCAUUCUAAUUUCCAAUUUUGGAAGGUUGUCCUAUCCCUCGGGUUCAAAAAUAUUCGCGCAGUACUAGCUUAUGCACCUAGCCGCUUUGACAAGCCCUAG